CGGGGAUCGAGUGGCUCAGGGAUCGCCUGGUGAUGCUCUGCCAUCCAGAUCUGGAGGUUCCCAGGGUCAGAGGCCGGUCAGGAAGACCAGGCCUCCGCAGUGGUUGAGCCCCAGCGUGGUUCCCGGUCCCCGGCGUCAGAAUAGCCCUUCCGGAGGUCCCAAUGGCGGUGAAGAGAGUGCCGGCGGGGAGGCCGCAAGUGGAGGAGGUCGUGGACGGCGCAACCGUGCAAACAAGCUGUCAAGCGAGGCUGGAGGUGCAGGCUGCUGGUUCGGGAACCGAAUCGGAGACUGACGAACGUUCGGGAGGCGAACGUGGAGGUAUGCAAACCAGCAAACUGGCAGAAACUGCCGAACGUUCGGGAGGCGGACGUGGAGGUAGGCGAACUGGCGAAUGGGAGACGGGAGCCGAACGUGGAGGUACUGUUACUGCCGACCGUUCGGUUCCCGAACAAGGAGGUGAAAGAACUGCUGAACGUUCGGGAGUUGAACGAGGAGGUAGCCAUACUGCUGGCCGUUCGGCUGCCGAACGGGGAGGCAACAAAACUGCAGAACGUUCAGUUUUUGUGUCUUCUUUUGCAGGGAAUGAAGGAGAAGCGGCCGCAGGUGAUAGGAGUCCUGGAAAGGGGCCUGGACAAGCACGGGCCAGUGGAAGAAGGAUGAGCGGUACAGCAGGUUUGGCAGCAGGUCACGGGAACGCUGGAAGCGCUGUUGGAGGAACAGGGACAACGGCUAUACACUGUCCUGGUGAGUUGACCUCUGACGCCAAUGCCCCGCCAAUGGCUGGGCCACGGGUUACCUCGGGGGUGGGCCCCGGUGUUGGCUUGGCUAGUGACGGCAGGGGGGCAAGAGGCAGAUAGGGGACGGCUAAGGCACGGAGAAGGGUAUAGCGCAGCAAGACGGAACAGAGGGUCAUCAGGCAGCUGGCGGGAGUGCAGCGCUUACCCGGGUUUUCCUAUACGACCGGGGAAGGGACGACGACAGGCGAGGCUGGUAGUUAGGGGAGGAUCGGAAGGGAGUGACAUCGACGAACAGCGCAGAAGGUUGGCACCAGCAAAGAUGACAGUGCGCAGGGCUAAAGCGAAGGGCGUGCAAGGCGCCGGGAGUGACCGGUCACGAAGCAGCCAUCGGAGGGUAGCUGACGUAGCUGACAGGGACCCCGUGGGGUGGACCACACCCAGGGGAGGCAUAGGGCGGUUCAAGGGGAUGGUCGCAGCAGGACGGCAGUUCCACGAGCGGGAGUUCCCCGGAGAGGAGGCGGGCUGCUGUGCAGGC
Molecule: messenger RNA, 1272 nt
Organism: Pelobates cultripes (western spadefoot toad)
Lineage: Eukaryota; Metazoa; Chordata; Amphibia; Anura; Pelobatidae
Source: the annotation of a GenBank genome assembly